CCUGGUGUUCGAAACGCCAUUUUGAAACUAUCGAAUUGUGAUUUUCGCCGCAUAUUUUUCGCAGCUAAUAAAAAAAAAAUGUUUUCUAUCAAAGUGCCCAUAAGUAUAAAUAUUCCUAAAUCUAUUAAUCGUUAUUACUUGGUGAAAAUAAAGCGAAAGUUGGGUGUGUUGCAUACUAUAAAAAUGAUUUUUGCCUUUUUGGAUUGGAACUGAAUACAGUCGAAUUGAAUUGAAUUUAAUAUGGAGGAACUUGUGCUGAUAAGCGCUUUAGGUGAUUGGAGAAAUAAACGAAACCAAAUAACUACAUAUAUAUAGUGCGACUGAUUCUGCUGACGUAAAAUACCCGCACAGAUAAUUACUUCUCCUACAUAACGGGAUUUCGCGGUAGCCGUAAGCUGAAAGUGGGCGACUACAGCUUUACACGUAAUAAAUCCUCUGGUGCGAAAACCUAUUGGUCAUGCGCACGCGCCGGCAUACACAAAUGCAAAGCGCGAGUUGUGACAAUAGACGAGGACUGCCGGCACGAUGUCAUUGUCAAAUGCGAGCAUCAUAAUCAUCCGCCGUUUUAGGAAGCUUGCUGCUAUAGAAAAUCCAAUUGUAUAUAAAUGAAUAUAAAAAAAUCGCGUAUAUAACUACAACAUAUGUAUAUAUAGCAACUAGAGGACAUGGAUGUGCGUGAAAAUUUGCUCUCGUUUACAAUGGGACAACGCGGCUGUACAUUGCUGGUAUUUAAGGGAUAUAAUUACGUACGAAAUAGACGUAGCGGCUUGAAGACUUAUUGGAUAUGCGCCAAAAAGGGGAGCACAAAGUGUAAUGCGCGUGUAGUCACCAAUGUUAUCGAUGGUGUGCAAAAAAUUGUCUUAGAAUCGUGUCGACAUAACCAUGCGCAAAAAGUUGCGCGCAAGAAGCGCAAAAAAUCCUUAGAGCAAGCAGUGCAAGCAAUUUUAAACUUUGAAGAUCCAAUCAAAUAUGAGCAAUUACAAUUAAAAAGCGGCGAAGAGCGCAGAAUUUGGCGAGCUACAACUCCUACCUGAUGAAUUUUAAAAUAAUCGAUUAUAAAGUUUUAGGCGAUAGUAAAAAAAUAUAUACUAGACUAGUGUAAAAAAAGUUUAUAUAUUUGUUUGAAGGUUUUUUUUUCAAUUUGCCGCAGGGUGUGAUUUACAUUGAGCACCUCAUUUGCAUUUGUACAUUUGGCGGCGACAAGCGUUUACUGAUCAGACUUUAACAUUACUAAAUUUUUUGCAGAAAUCGCUACUUUCACCACUGGCCAGCGCGGUUGCACUGUGCUCAUGUGUGGCAAUCAGAAAUUUGUGAAGA
This is a messenger RNA of Rhagoletis pomonella (apple maggot), 1317 nucleotides long. RefSeq lists its product as uncharacterized. NCBI's taxonomy places the organism in Eukaryota, Metazoa, Arthropoda, Insecta, Diptera, Tephritidae. The transcript has 5 exons. The coding region runs from base 666 to 1034 and encodes 122 amino acids. The record is from RefSeq and is a predicted model, not a curated record.